AUGAUAGACACCAGAAUCCCCUCAAGCACUGCUCAUGACCCCAUGAAACCAACAUCGCGAACCCACAAUAGUCUUCAACAAUCAGAAACAUCAAAACGACCCCACGAUGCCCUUUCCCGUGUUUCAGACCCCGGGCCAAGGCACUCCACGCAAGCAACUGUGCUUUCAAAACACGAGGCAACCCGUCAGCCAGGCACACGGCAAGCAGGGACAGCAGGCACUACUCAUGACCCCAUGAAACCAACAUCGCGAACCCACAAUAGUCUUCAACAAUCAGAAACAUCAAAACGACCCCACGAUGCCCUUUCCCGUGUUCAGACCCCGGGCCAAGGCACUCCACGCAAGCAACUGUGCUUUCAAAACACGAGGCAACCCAGUCAGCCAGGCACACGGCAAGCAGGGACAGCAGGCAAAGCGAGAGAAAACAGUGGAGAUUUCACACGUUCAAGAACUUCUCUCGCUUGA
Messenger RNA from Penaeus vannamei (Pacific white shrimp), 465 nucleotides. Lineage: Eukaryota; Metazoa; Arthropoda; Malacostraca; Decapoda; Penaeidae. The record is from RefSeq and is a predicted model, not a curated record.